CAAAGAACCCUCUCCCAAACCGAGGCGAGUCUGUUUCUGUUGAAGCAAGCCAUGAGCCUACUGGCUAGAACGGAUAUAGAUGCUGGAGGAUUUUUCGUCAACUUUAAUCAGGAUUGCUCGUCCUUGGCAGUUGGUUCGAAAAAUGGAUACAGUUUGUUUUCGUUGAAUUCGGUCGAUCAAAACCUGGACCAGAUAUACACGAGCUUGGGGGAGGACAUUUGUCUAGUGGAGCGACUGUUUAGCAGCUCACUAGUUGCGGUUGUUUCGCUGAAUGCCCCGAGGAAGCUUAAGGUGUGUCACUUUAAAAAGGGAACAGAAAUAUGCAACUACUCCUACUCGAACACGAUCCUGGCGGUAAAGCUGAACCGCUCCCGGCUGGUCGUUUGCCUCGAGGAAAGUCUCUACAUACACAACAUACGCGACAUGAAGGUUGUGCACACGAUACGCGAUACACCACCGAACAAGACGGGUCUGUGUGCGCUAGCAUCCGAUUCGGACCACUGCUAUCUGGCCUACCCGGGCAGUGCGACCGUCGGUGAGGUACAGAUAUUCGAUGCAGUUAAUUUGCAUGCAAAAAUUAUGAUCCCGGCCCACGAUUCACCACUGGCCGCGAUUGCGUUCAGCCAGAUCGGUACGGAAAUUGCAACGGCCAGCGAGAAGGGUACCGUCAUACGGGUAUUUUCGGUCAGCGAUGGUUCGAAGCUGUUCGAGUUUCGGCGGGGCGUAAAGCGGUGCGUUUCGAUAGCAUCUCUUGCGUUCAGUACCUGUUCGAAGUAUCUGUGCUGCAGCUCGAACACGGAAACGGUGCACGUGUUUAAGCUGGAGCGCGUAUCACCGGAAACGAACGACGAACAGGGCGCUGGGGAAGCAUGGUAUGGCAAGAUUAGCAAGGCGUUCACAAACUAUUUGCCGCUGCCAACGCAAGUGACGGAUGUGUUUUCGCAGGGGCGAGCGUUUGCGUCCGCGCUGUUGCCCGUAGCCGGGCUAAGACAUUCCUGUGUCAUUACAACGAUUCAGAAGGCGCUCAGGAUGUUGGUGGCCUCCCAGGACGGAUAUCUGUACGUGUACCAAAUACCGACGGAAGGAGGCGGCGAGUGUCAGCUCAUCAAAAAGCAUGAUCUCAGAAACAUCGAACCACCACCGAACCCGCCCAGAACGGAAUCCAUGCCAAUCGGUGUACCGACGGUGGUACCAUCGGGUGGCUCUAGCUAUGCGGCUACCGUGCGCGGUACGGCCGGUAGUAGUGCUGGCAGUGGUGGUGCCGGUUCCGUAGAUGACGAUCAUCAUGACCAUUCGCAGCAAUAA
Anopheles maculipalpis is the source of this 1305-nucleotide messenger RNA. RefSeq names its product WD repeat domain phosphoinositide-interacting protein 2 (gene Atg18a). NCBI's taxonomy places the organism in Eukaryota, Metazoa, Arthropoda, Insecta, Diptera, Culicidae. The transcript is spliced from 5 exons. The coding region runs from base 52 to 1305 and encodes 417 amino acids. Gene Ontology annotation, cellular component: extrinsic component of membrane; phagophore assembly site membrane; cytosol. Gene Ontology annotation, biological process: protein lipidation; nucleophagy; autophagy of mitochondrion. The record is from RefSeq and is a predicted model, not a curated record. Gene Ontology annotation, molecular function: phosphatidylinositol-3,5-bisphosphate binding; protein binding; phosphatidylinositol-3-phosphate binding.